Molecule: messenger RNA, 1355 nt
Organism: Exophiala aquamarina CBS 119918
Lineage: Eukaryota; Fungi; Ascomycota; Eurotiomycetes; Chaetothyriales; Herpotrichiellaceae
Exons: 1
Coding region: 34-849 (271 amino acids)
Molecular function (GO): long-chain fatty acid transmembrane transporter activity; long-chain fatty acid-CoA ligase activity
Source: RefSeq, a predicted model, not a curated record
CUCGGUGUGAUACAUGGUGAAAGGGUCCUGGUGAUGAUGCGCAACAGUGUGGAUAUGGUGAACAUCUGGCUCGCAACAAAUAGGUUGGGUGCAGUCUGGGUUCUGAUCAAUAUCGAACUAAAAUCUCUUACCUUGGAACAUGUCGUUAGAGCUGCAGAUGCACGAGUUGCCAUCGUGGAUCUCGAGUUUACAAGCAAGUUUGGGAGAGCGCAGGCUGAUCGAAUACAGCAUGUCUUCGUCACAAACGAUGGGGGCUCAGGAGGGCUUUCUGCGUUGUAUCGCUUGCGUACUCCCGUUACAACAUCUAUGGCAGUUCUGCCUUCCACCACGGCAGCAUUCUUAUGCACGAGUGGGACCACGGGCAAGUCGAAACCUUGCAUCUUGUAUCAUCAAUAUUUCAUUCUUCAGGCGAGUGCAUUGGUGGAGACGUUCGGACUGCACGGUGGAGAUGUUCUUUACUGCCCAUUUCCUCUAUUUCACGCGGACGCGACUGCAUUGACCACUGUCCCGGCCAUUCUUUUGGGCGCUGUUGCUGCCAUUUCGAGGCGUUUCAGUGUCAGCAAGUUUUGGGAUGAGAUCAGACAGACCAAUGCUACUGUGUACGAUUUUAUGGGUGCUACAUUAGCCCUGAUGUACAAGCAAACGCCUACCCAUCGUGACCGUGAACACAAAGUCCGGUUGGCAUGGAGAGUUCCAAUACCUAGCUUUGCAGCGAUUAUGAACAAAGGUUCGGUCAUCCGUUGUACACCCUGUAUGGCAGUGUUGAGCCAAGUCUGCCUAUCAUGCAACAGGGCGAGAGGGUGGGUGGCUCAUGUGGGACGAUACGUUCUGGAUACCAGCUCCGCAUAGCAAAUGAUAUGGACGAAUCGUUGCCAGCCAAGACAACUGGGCAUCUCCUGCUCAGGAGCGACAUUCCCAAUACGUUCUUCAAGGGAUAUUUCAACGACCCUGCGGCAACUGUUGAAUCAUUCUCAGACCUUUGGCUCCAUACUGGUGAUCUAGCUAAGGUCGAUGAACCAGGCAACGUCUACUUCGUUGGUCGAGCUAAAGAUGUUAUCCGCAGAAGAGGCGAGAAUGUCAACGCGUCCGAGAUCGAGGAGGAGUUGUUGCGACAUCCGGACGUUGUGACCGCUCCAGCGUUUGCCAUUCCAUGCGAACUUGGCUUAGGAACUGAGGACGACGUGAAAAUCGCUGUCAAAUUUCGUGAAGGGGCUUGUGUUGACGAAGGUGCCUUGUACGAUUGGACUGUACUAAAUCUUGCCAGGUUUCAAGUACCUGCAGUCAUUGAGAUUGUGAAUGAGAUAAAGAAGACACCCACCGGGAAAAUUGAGAAAAGAGGGCUUCUUGCUGAGGGC